This is a messenger RNA of Amphibalanus amphitrite, 5210 nucleotides long. RefSeq names its product basic salivary proline-rich protein 2-like. NCBI's taxonomy places the organism in Eukaryota, Metazoa, Arthropoda, Thecostraca, Balanomorpha, Balanidae. Gene Ontology annotation, biological process: mRNA splicing, via spliceosome. Gene Ontology annotation, cellular component: U2 snRNP; protein serine/threonine phosphatase complex; precatalytic spliceosome. The transcript is spliced from 4 exons. Gene Ontology annotation, molecular function: RNA binding; protein phosphatase regulator activity. The coding region runs from base 2821 to 4722 and encodes 633 amino acids. The record is from RefSeq and is a predicted model, not a curated record.
GUAUGGUGAAAUAGUAAAUAUCAACCUGAUAAGAGAUGCCAAAACAGGCAAAUCUAAAGGGUACUGUUUCCUGUGCUAUGAAGAUCAGCGGAGCACCAACCUUGCUGUGGACAACUUCAAUGGCAUAAAGAGGUCAAACUCCCCAUUGGUGGGCCGAUGCCCCCGGCAGAUCGUCCACGUCUCGGCUGCGCCCGGGCGACGACAGCCGCGGCGCGGCGCGCCCGCCACGUACGCCGCACUGGCGCGACGCCGCCGCCGCCGCGCGACCUGGCCGACCGCGUGUCGAGGCCGCCCGUCCGACCGGCACGCGCGCUGAGCCCCAGCGCAGGGCCGAGCCGGUGCUGCCUGGUGCGUCCGCUAAGGGAGAGCGCCCCUGGGCUGUGCUCUCCACAGCGCGGCGCGAGGAGGCUCCUGAGAGCCCUACCGGCGCCGCAUGGCGGCAGCCAGCGGCGCUGACUGCCCGCAGACCCUGCUGAGGUCCGCCGUCAACGACGGAGCGCUGGCUGGCUGGAUGGAGCUCUCGCACACGGAGUUUGACUCCCACGGAGCUUCCGAUGCAGCAGCGAGGACAACAAUGGCAGCAGCAGCAGCUGUAUCAGCGCGGUGGCGGUGAGGGCAGCGGCGGAGGCGGUGGUAACAACACGAGGAGCACUGACCAGCUACGAGUUCAACGGAGCAGCACCUACAUUCUGCAAACAGAAGCUGAAGAGGGCAGCAGACCGGCAGGCAACACAAACGCUGUCUGCCUGUUCCUGAACUAGCAGCAACAGCAGAAGCGAGAGGUUCGACAGGAUCCUUUUUCGUCAGCAGCUGGACCAAGCGCCUGCGGCUUCCCCGGAGCCAGGCGGAGUGAGGAGCUUCCGCCCGAGCGGAGAGACUCCGCACGCUCCGCCGGAGGGCCCGCAGCGCCGCCAUCUGCCGUCUCCCGCUUACCGCUCUCCGCCCGCGCCGUCCACUGCUCUCCGCUUACCGCUCUCCGCCCGCGCCGUCCACCGCCCGCUGCCAAACGCCCACCGCCGCCGCCCGGCCCUGAGACGGUGACCAGGCCUCUCCGGUCCUGGGGUGGCGGUGGUCAGUCUGCUUGGCUGGACCUGCCUCUCCGCUCAUCACAGCGAGCUGUCGGCCGCCCGGCCUGCCCGAGACCGCACGGCACCACGACCGCAGUCGCCAAGGCUGGCGGCAGUCCCAGCUGCAGCAGCUGCUGAACUGAUGUCACCAGAGCUGCCAUAGCGGACCAACGAGUCACUGGAGCUGUUUGCUUUGACUUUGGUAGACCUACCCAGAAUAUUGCCAGGUGUGCAUAGUUUUGGUACCGUUAUUUUCUUUCAUUGAGCGAAUUCAUCAAAUGAUUUUAAAAGAACAUUAUUUGGAAAGUUUUUUUUUGUAACCGUCUUACUGAAUAUCAAGUUAUACAACGAUGCGUCACCAGCGCUGUAUAAAAUAUGCAUUAUUUUAUGACACUGUCCUAUUCAACUCAAUUAAACCUCGAACGUGAACCUAAAAUAAUUCAGCCUCACUUUUUCAUUCACCAUCCCCAAAGUUUUUAAACGGGCUCAGUUAAAUAUUCAGAAAUUUCAACUUAAGAGGUAUAACCGGCUGCAGCUUCCAGUCAACAUAGGAUGCUGUCGCCUGUCACCAACGCUUUUCGCCGUGGCUACCAUCGCGACUAGCUUCAGUCGUUGGCACUCGACACCUUCGCCUUCAUCAAGACUCCGUCGCCCGUCCCGGCUGCUCUCCGGAUAUUCGUCUCCCCGAGACCCGAGCUCCGGGCGUGGCUGCCGGGCCGGCGGCCUGUUCUUCGCAACUCCAAGUGGAGCAUCUCGACAUCAAGUCACCGAGUCGUCGACGCCAAAUAACCGCUUUCUCCAAGGAGCAACGCGUGCUGCUGUCCUCUCCGAGCUGUGAAGCUCGGAGCGGAGCGGCCUUGCCGCUCGCCAGUCUACCGCUCUAACGCGACUGACUCCGCCAUCCCGACACCGCCGUCUCCUCCGUCGUCGCAGCUGACUGAGGCUUGGCUAGCGGCGGCACCUGAUCAGCGCCCGGCUCGGCCUGGUGGUGAGACGGAGUCGGUGAGCUGAGCUCUGCGCCUGAUGGUCAGUCUUCGAGGAGGACCACCACCGGCCGCCGAUGAGCUUCCAGAUCAACCCUGGCUACACGUCUAGCCAGACACCGGCUGGGCCUCCCAGCGACGCUCAGCAGGCUUUUGGACCUCACGUCCCCCGCGCUGGAGACAUGCCUGGAGCGGGGCCAGUCGCGAUGGUCAAGUCCAGCUCGCCUGUUCCCGCUGCGGCGGUGUGGACCGGUGGCUCCGCGGACGCCGGGUGACGCUGGUCACGCUCUGGCGAACACUAUAAUUCUUCCCUGAUGUCUUGGGGCAUCGUCGCCCGCCGCCGGCGUCUGGUACGCUCGGUCCUCUAGACGCAGCGGACAGCCGGCGUCAGAACAGGACUGGAGCGGAACUGGUGGACUUCUGACGAGCUGAUCGCGAAGGCAGCCGAGGCAACCCCUGACAACAGCUGGUGUGUCCCGGCGCCCUGUCACCGCCGCCGCCGCUGGCACCCGAGCCGUAGAGACCUUGUCUCCGGCCGACGCAGCGGCGACUGGACGACGCCGAUGCCGGUGCGGACGCCUCCCGCCGCUGCAGCUGGCCUCGGCGCCGUCCCAGGCCCGGCCACGCCGGCCGCGGGCUCUGCCGACACCCCAACCAGCUGGGUGAAACACAUCGCUGAGUAUCACCACCCCUGGUUGCUCAGAGUGGCGUCGGAUCGGCGCGAGCCGCGUCUGAGCUGAGUCGGAUGGCCUCGCCGAAGGGUGGGUAAGAUGCUGCUGAAGCGGACCAUCCGGGUGGACCACGUGCGAGACUACAAGCCGCCCAAGGACAACGAGGAUCUGGACGACAUCACGCGUCGGCUGCACGAGGAGGGCGUGGCGCCGCGCACACCGAGCCCGACGCGGCCGGCCGAGCCGCCCCCGGAGCCGGAGCCGGAGCACAAGUCGCCGGCCAGCGCGCACAAAGUCAAAAAGGAGAAGAAGAAAAAGAAGAAAGUAAAGAAAGAGUCUGACGAGUCUUCGGACGAAGAGCGCUCCCCGAAGAAAAAGAAGUCAAAGAAGAAGAAGAAAAAGAGGGAAGUUUCAUCUGAUUCUGAAGACUCACUAGAUUCUGACUCUGAGGAGGAGCGCCGACGGAAGAAGAAAAAGAAACAGAAGAAGAAAAAGAAGCGUCGCCAUUCAUCGAGCAGUGAGACGGAGUCGAGUGCCGAGCAGUCGGAGGCCGACUCGUCACAGAGCGAGGACGAGAGUCGCAGCAGUCGCCGUCGCAAGAAGAAGUCGCACCGUCACCGGCGCCACAGCUCCUCACAGGAAGAGGAAGAGGAGGAGGAGUCUGUGUCUGAGAGGAGCGAGUCUCCGUCCCCUCCGCCGCGCGAACUGGAGCGGCGCGACUCGAGCGGUGCGCGCCGCGGCCCGCCGAUGCGCUCCGGCGUCCAACAACCCAACGGGAAUGGUCGGCCGUUCCCGGGCCGGCAGGCCAGAGGACGCGGCGGUGGAGGCGGCGGCGGCGGCGGAGGAGGAGGCGGAGGCGGCGGUGGCGGUGGCGGCGCCAAGAGACGGGCGCGAGGCGGGCGGGCGCGUUUCAGGCCCCGGGACAUGCAGCAGGAGCAGCAGCGGCAGAUGCGUGAGGCCCAGCUGCCUCCGCCGCGUAUGCACAUUGAAAUGGACCAGGUGAACGCUCGUGACCGGCGUCUUCUGGAGCUGGCCGAGUACGUCCCGAGCCACCCUGUGCUGGAGCGGCACCGACAGGCGCCAGAGUCGCUCGACCAGCUCCGCGAGGAGGUAGAGUCACUCAGGGAGCUGGUCAGCUCGCAGGCCGCGCCCUCUCCGCCUCCACCGCCGCCCAAACGCAGGAUGCUGUCGCCGGAGUGGCGUGGCCGCUCCCCGUCGCCGCCGCCGCCGCAGCGAGGCCGCUCGCCCCCGCCGCCGCCCCGCGGCCGGUCACCUCCGCCCAGAGGGAGGUCACCGCCCCCGCCGCCGCGGGGCAGGAGGGGUGGGCCGCGCUCGCCGCCGAUGCCGCCGCCACCCCCUCCCAGGAGCGAGGGGAGACCCAUGGAGCGCAGAGAUCGUCCGCCAAAGAUAAGACCCGCGAGCCCGCCGCCAGACCGGCGCGACCGCGGCCCGGGCCAGCGCUACAGGAGUCCGGACGGGCCGCCCGAUCGGAGAGACCGUGGACCAAACGGACCACCGGAUCGGAGAGACCGUGGACCAAACGGGCCACCGGACAGGCGGGAUCGCGGACCGAACGGACCACCAGACCGGCGGGAUCGAGGACCGAAUGGACCACCGGACAGACGAGAUCGAGGGCCAAACGGACCACCGGAUCGUCGAGAUCGAGGACCAAAUGGACCACCAGACCGGCGAGAUAGGGGGCCUAAUGGACCACCGGACCGUCGAGACAGGGGUCGCCCCAUGUCACCCGACCGUCGCGACAGAGGACGCCCAAUCACCCCCGACAAACGCGACAGGGGCCGGCCGAGCUCCCCCGACAGACGCGAGCGGGAGCGUUCCCCCGUCCGGAAGAAGGCGUCUGAAAGCAGCAGGCGAGGUUCAGAGGACUCUCGGCGGGGAAAGCCAUCCAAUGGCAGGGCAGAACACCGCUCCGGCUCCCGGUCCCGGUCUCCGGUCCGACGCGAGUCGUCUGCGUCGGACGGUCGUCGAGGGCGACGCUGAUCGACGCAGCGGCGCAGGAGGCGAGCCGGGAAACAAGUUUGAGACUGCCAGAACUUUUGUUGGGCCGGGGUGGAGAUGCGAGUUGGGGACGUUAGCGACUAUCGUAAGUCGGAACGUUGUUGAGUAUCAGUUAUAAACGUUGCGAGUAUGGAGUCGAAAUGCGAAUGGGAUGUUCUCGACCACCAUAUGCCGGGUUGAUGUUUGUAUGCGAGAUGUUGUGCGAAGUCGAGUGUGAGAGUGCGUGGAUGAUCGUACUGUAGCGAUCAGGUGGGGCGUCUCGAUGAGGGCGGGUUUUGAUCGGGGUUUGCCGGGCGGGGUGGGCGGAGUGUUCCAGAGACGCACUUCUCUUCUCCAGCUGGUGUAUUUAGCCGGCGACAUGAACACGACGCACGCGCUCACCACAUAGGAAAACACCAAGCAUGUGUGUAGGCAUAAGAGUGUGUGCUACAUGCAGUUCUGGGACGAAUACAUAUGGCUUCACUGGACUA